Molecule: messenger RNA, 264 nt
Organism: Dovyalis caffra
Lineage: Eukaryota; Viridiplantae; Streptophyta; Magnoliopsida; Malpighiales; Salicaceae
Source: the annotation of a GenBank genome assembly
AUGAUUGAUUAUCAUGACCAUGCAAAUUCAUUGAUUGUCAAGGCGCGCUCUCCAACACGUGUGUCUCCUACAAGGGACCCAUCAACUGCCUCAGCCAACGGUAAAUCCAACAUGCAUCGCUAUCCACACGACUGGAUUGGUCACGUGGCCAUCUACUACUCUAAAACCGACCUAAUUAAACCAAAUUCUAGUGGGCUGAGCAAUAGGCUUAAGGCUGGAAAGCAGCCCGACUGUAUUUGUCAAUUGGGCUUAUGUAAGGAUUAA